GGAAGGCCAUUGGCGAAAUCAAGAUGUAGACAGAUUGAUGCAUCAGUCUUAUGCGCUUCAGCGCCAAGACAUUGUGAACGGUGUACAAAGAAUCAAUGAGACAGAGGAGGAUGACCCUCAAGGGGAAGUACAAAUGGCAGAAACACAAAAACAGUGGCCUUUUCUCUUUUACAAGAGGUGGCAAGAUAAGCACUUCCAGCUCCUAACAGGAAACACAAUUGAUUUGGCUGUUGCGGAUUACAAGGAAAAUUUUUUGGAGCUGCUAAUAGAUUAUAUGACAUCCUGUGGCUCAGACAGCUCAAUGACUAAUGUUGUUUUAAGAAGACAAUGGCAAAGAAAUGGCUGCAAUGUAGAAGUACAGUUUUUGAUUGCCAUGACAAUUAUUUCUAACUAUUUUCAUGAGACUGGCAACUUGUUUGUAGCAGCUGAGGUAAAUGAUACUGUAGCACAUUAUUUCCUCUGAAUGAAUUGACACUCCCUGAUACAUACAUGCUUUGUUUCCUUACAGAAGACAACUUCACCAUCUGAGGUGAAAUUCUUACCAGGGGUUACUGGUGAUCCCUGCAUCAUAGCUCUAGGUUGGUUAUAAAUAAAGGAUGCCAUGUAUCAAUUUAAGAAUGAAUCGGAUAUUGUAAUAAAUCGAAUUCUCAAUUCCAGAUAAAAAUGUCUUCCAAGCCAAAAAAUUCUACACAAUCAUAGAUCAAAAUGUUGUGUUGACAACGACAAGAAGUGAAGAGGCACUGAUCGGACUUGUAUCAACAGCAUUUAUCUUUGAUGUCCAAUACCCAGUUGCACUGCGCCACACGUAUGAAUACAUAGAAAGGUAAAUUAAUCAAGAACUAAAAUGAAACAGCCAGUUUAAACAUAACAGAACAUUGAGUUAAUCUUUUCUGAUUCCCCUAGAGUUGUGUGCCGCUUGGGAACCAUGUCCAGAUGCCCCGGUGCAGUGGCUGUGACAUCACCAGUAGUCUUAAAAUUAAUUAGUGACUUAAGAAAGUUCCAAGAGCAAUUUGAGCAUACAUCAAACGUAGUUCUUGAAAAUUAAUAAAUGAUGAUAAUUUGGUAAAUAAUGAACUAAAAGGAAAUAGAUAAUUCAAGCAAAAAUGAACUGAAAAAAGGUAUAUUAUUACAAAUGUUAAACUGUAAGGAAAAAUAUUAAUGAUUUUGAGAAAAAAUUAACUGUGAGCUGUCAAAAGACUUGUAAAACUAUAUGAACCACAAAACUAAUGUUAUACACAACUAUGAAACAAGUAUUCUAAUUUAGACCCACACCCGAGUCCUUGUACAAUGAAUUUGUCAAACAAGCAGUCAUCUGCAUACAAUAAAAAUAUUGGACUAAAAA
Thrips palmi is the source of this 1342-nucleotide messenger RNA. RefSeq lists its product as uncharacterized. NCBI's taxonomy places the organism in Eukaryota, Metazoa, Arthropoda, Insecta, Thysanoptera, Thripidae. The transcript is spliced from 2 exons. Bases 38 to 463 code for a protein of 141 amino acids. The record is from RefSeq and is a predicted model, not a curated record.